This is a messenger RNA of Linnemannia hyalina, 4008 nucleotides long. NCBI's taxonomy places the organism in Eukaryota, Fungi, Mortierellomycota, Mortierellomycetes, Mortierellales, Mortierellaceae. The record is from the annotation of a GenBank genome assembly.
AUGAGUGGUGCUAACCCGUACAACGACAAGGACGGUCGCCACUCGAUCGCGCUCGUCAAGGAGAAAAAGGCCUCGAACCAACAUCGAUCCCAGGAGGCCGUCCUCCUCACCCCGCACGAUGUGGUCCCCCAAAAGCCUUCCGCCCGCAACACGCCUAUGAUCUCGUUUCAACCCCAUCAUACCGAAAUCUCCACCGAUCGGCCGUCGGUUUCGGGUCGACUCUACCUCCAUAUCCCAAAGAUCCCCGGCAAAAAGUUUCAUUUUGUCUCCUUGACCCUCCAGCUCCGACUCAAGGAGGCCAUGGCCUGGACCAGGCAGGAUCUGGUCUCCUUUGAGAUCGAGAAGCAGAACUGGUCCCAAACCGUCUGGGAGCGCAAAAUUAACCUGCCCUACCAGGAUCGUCAGGUCGAGGAAGGUGAUGAACCCUACGUCGCUGUUGUCAAGGAGCCCUCUUCCAAGACCCAUCAAGGCACGAUUGAGAUUGCGGCGGAUGAAUGGCGCUGGGAGUGGCUCAUGCCGGUGACAGAGAAGGAGGUCAGGCCUGAGAGUUUCGAGGGCUCAAUGGGCAAUGUCUGGUACGAGCUCGAGGCAAAGUGUCUUUUCAGAUGGGAUGAUGUCGACAAGGAUGGGAACGUUGUGCUAUCGACUCAUCGCACCUACGAGACCUCCGCUGAAUCCUUGGCCGGCCAUGGUUCAGAACGCGGCCCAGCAGCCACUCUUCUCAAAGCCGUCGAGGUCUCGUCGGCAAAGUCAAAGUCGUUAGCGCAGGUGUUUGGAAAGUUGCGCGUCGGUGGCAAGAGCAAAAAGAUUCCGACCACAGGCGAUUUCUCGCCUGCAGACCAGCACGACCAGUACAUUAAAGAGAGUCUGCGGGCGAGAAAGAAUAGCAUGCCGCAAGAAGAGAGCGGAGUCAAUGGUGGCCAUGCAGGGACAGGAGGAGCUCUCAGGGAGAGACUUCUUUCAGCCUCCUCUAGGGCACACAGCACCCCCCAUCUCAACCCCCUCGGGUCGGACUCUCAUGCACAUGCAGCACCCGAAUACCCGCCCUUCUUAAUCCGCAAGGUCCUCAAGCUGUACUUUAUCAAACCUCCACCCAACACCUCGUCCAGCCCAGCCUUCUUCCUCCCUCCCCCUUCCAUGGCCCUCCCUACCCUUCCAGGCACACGUCGCCUGAAGGCCAUUAUACCCGGCGCCCGCAUUCAAGUCCAGAUCCAAAUCCCGUCCCUGAUCCCCAUCCGUGGAUAUGCACAGACAUCCCAGUUGGUACCAGACAAGAAGGGCGGUCUCGUUCUCAGCAAGCACGCUUCCCAAAACCAAAUAUACAACCACAACCGCCACAACAACAGCCGCCAUGCACUGGAGAUCGACUCGGGAUACUUGGACAGCUUUCAGGCGGCAUUGACGGUACGCAAGGUCACACAGAAGGAGAUCAACAACAACGAUCAUUUAAAGAAGCGGUACCACAGCGCCACUUCUGGAAUGAACUCUCCAUCGGUCUUUGCCACCGCAGGAGACUCUCACAGCAACAACAGUGGCGGCACUGGUUCAGUAAGGAAACGACUGCAUAGUUCCAACGUUUCUAGUGCUGACGUCCAUGGACAAUACGCAGCUGGUGGCAGAAUAGACGACGGUGCAGGUGCUCUGGCUGGCACGACUGUCCCUGUAGAGCGACCCUGGAGAAAAGAGAUUCUUGUGCGGAAGGUCAAGUGUGAGUUUUGGCAAAAAGAGAGCUGCCGGUUCCCAUCUAGCAGCUCAGACUCUCCUUCGAGAUCCAUCAAGUACGCCAUGGGACCAGCAUUCACCUACUCGGAAAAGGAGCAAGUUAGGGAACGGCAGAGAGAGCGGUCGCACUCGCUCACACAACUAGCCAACUCUCAGCCGUCCUCAGCACCGCGUUCACCCACUCAGCAGACAUCCGCCGUCUCUUGGGAUACCAGUGUCACCCGGGGAAGUUCCAAUCCUGGCAUUGGCGAGGAUCCAAGAAAGGUGGUCCGCAAAAACUCCAGCUCUGCGUUACCUAUGUCUCCGAUCCUCAAGGCUAGCUUGCCUUCUCAGUCGAACCUUUCGGCACCAUCGUCUCCUCUCCAGGUUCCCACCAUGCCACAACCCAUUGAGCGCAAGGGAUCUAACGCUUCGCAGUAUUCCUCCGUGACCUCGUCCCAGCCUCGGACAUCGUUCUCGUCGUCGCACGCCUCGCGUCCUCAUUUAAUUCAGGGUCAUCACUCGUCUCAGAGUUCAAACCCCUUUAUGUUGCUGAUCCCUGUCCCCUUGGACUCUCCCAAGCUCCGGCAGACUUUUGCCUGGCCUUCAGUUGAAACCCCGGCACCAACGACUAACAAGGGCUAUGAGCCUGUCCCGAUGCCAAUGCCACAUAGCAUCCCCGACGUUUCUCCGGCAAUGCACAACAUGGUCAUGGCCAACACUGAAGCGAACGUUGUUGCAGGCGCUGAUAAUCCACCUGGUGUCAGUGAUUCACCAAGGUCAUCAGAAUCGGGACUCAUUGGCGACGAUGUGGAAGCAAGUGGUCGUCGUCAUCAACAUCAAGGACAUAGCCGUUCACACCAACAUCAGUCACCCGCUGCCAAAGCCAACGCCACACGGUCACGUAUCGAAGUCAAGCAUUACCUGAGUUUCCGUCUCUCGAUUGACAUGCUGGAGUAUGAGGGUGAGCUGGACCAGGACGACGAUCUGGAUCUGGGAGCAUUGGAGGAGCAGCAGUUGCAGCAGAUCAGAAAUCGACAGGAACUUUCGGCCUACCACCCUAAUGCGGCAAGCAACAACUCCAAGGUUCUCUCUAGAUCGGGCACAGCUCUUUCCACGGUAUCCGCAUCUGGUGCGUCUUCGUCCACAUCUCCGGUGGCAGCCUCGUCAUCAUCACUUUCGCCUCUGCCAAAUUCGGCCAACCAAGGACUAGAAGGAUCCAGAAUGGGCACCGGCGCUCUGAGCAGGGCGACCAUGACGAAUGUGGCAACUGUCGCCUCGGGCGCAUCCUCAAUGAACUCGAGCCAUACCAGCAGUAUCCCUACCACCACCGCUACAACGACAGUCACUGGAGGGAUGAUGACCGUCCCGUCUGCAUUGACUUUCCUGAACUCCACAGCUGGCCUGCUGGAUAUGGAAUCCGAGGUGGACAACAGCCAUAAAGGCGGUCGUCACCAAGGUCAAGGAGGCACCGCUGACGUUUUUGCCCUUCCUCAGCCAGCAUUUGCGAAUUACGAUCCCCAACAAAGACGUGGGUCGGAUGCCUCCCAGGGCACGGUCAAGAGCACUGGCACGACAAACAGUGGCCACCAUCAUCAUCCUUCACAUGCCGCCAGCCUGGUUGCAGGCGCCUUUGGUGCUCUUAAGAAGAAAGUAUCGACCUCUGCGUUGAACUCGAUUGUCAACAUUGUGACCCCUGCAACGCCGGCUCCUGUUCCUGCCCUUCCGCAGUUGCUCUCGGCCAAUGUCAACACGUCCCUGUCGCCUCAGCAGCACUACACUCAGCACCACCAUCACCAACAGCAACACUCUCAUCGAACUGCGCCGACGGUACAUAAGCUGAAGGACUUUGUGAUCCGUGUCCCUAUUACGGUGGUAAUCCAAGUCGAGGAUUUGGCUCGCGUUGGAACAGCGAGGAUCGAUGGCACAGAUUCAGUCACCCAGACCACAGGAGCCUCGGCAACUGUGGCCGAGACCAUGGAUGGCAGUCAGGGGUCUGAGGUCGAGACCAUCCUGACGGCAGAUCUUAGGAGCGAGGAUGGAGACCAAUCAGUUUGCUCUGGUAGCAACAUCUACCACAACGACUUGGGCAGGUCGCCGUCGUUUGUUGUUAAGGGACAUGAGCCACCGUACGUUGCAUUGCAGGAGCACCAGCGGUUGGUGCAGGGCAAGGGACGCAGGAUGUCGAUAGGCAAUAGUAUGGAGAUCCGGAGUAUCCACGGUCAGAUUGAGGGCCAGGAUGGAGAUGAGUAUGGGGAUGCAGAGUAUGUCGAGGGUCAGUUCAUUGCCGACCAGGAGCAGGAUUGA